AUGCAGCUCGCGAUGGAGCCUUCUUCGUCCUUGACGGAUUUGUCUGCCGUAUCAUCACCAGACUCAUUUAGAACGGCCUUUCAAUCACCGGAUGCCACCUUCGAAAAACCGACUCCCAUAGGCCCUGCAUCUCCCAAACGCAUGUACUCAUCGGCGACUCUGCUCCCUCGUGAGCUGAAGGAGCAUUGUCAAAUCUACUUAGAGGAGCACCUCUACAAUGGCGCACUCGGACUGUACAAUAGCCUCCUCACUGCCGGAUACUCACGAAAGAUCAACACCAACCCGAAGCGCGUCCCUGUCCCUCCGUCAACCCACCUUGCCCUCCUCAACACCCUGACCAUCCACCCGAGCCACACGAGUCGAGCCCCCGGCGCCGACCGUCUCGAGGUCUGCUCUCAGACGCUAGACUACCUGCGCAAUCUGCUCGCCAUUGUUGGACCCAUCAACGCCGGCUUCAGGAAUGCGUUCCAGUUCCAUGGGAUCCAGUACGGCCGCCGGAACCGAUACCACGAUGAGGAGGACGAGGACCUCGAUGGUGAUCAGAUCGGCAACAACAAGUUGGCCAACGAAGAUAGCAUAUGGCAGCGCGCGCAAGACUUCUGGGCUGUUCUCGGCUGGGCGUUCAAUUGCAGCAGACUGCACCCCCACCGCUGGCGCUUCUGGAAGACCUGGCUGCAAUUCAUGAUCGACGUUCUGGAGACCGAUAUCUAUGAGCGGAAGCGCUUAGACGAGGAAUCUUUGGCCUCAUCUCAGCAACCUCAGAACUGGACACAUAUGCGGGAGUCAAUCCUUGUCAUGUACAUCAAGCAGAAGACUGACUCCGGGCGAGGUGCUCUGAGAAUGAUCCUUCAAGCCGUCUUCGCUGACGGCUGCACCUCAUCGUUGGCGAAGUUUCCUGAGGUGUUCAACAAGGAGACAAAGGGGCUACCAAGCGAGGAUAAGAAACGCAAACGCAUGGCCACGCUUGAUAUUGAGAACGACCAGUUUGGCGAUUAUUUCAACGAAGAGCUUACAGACGACGAACCGUCAGAGGCAGGCACGCCCGGAACGCCUCGCACACCUGCCAGAAAGGCUGGACAGUUUGUCGCUGCCCCACUGGCAGAUUCGAUACCUCUUCGUCUGAGACUAAUGGAGCUCCUUUCCGAGGUUGCCUACAAUAUGCCCGAGGAGUUCAUGGAUCAUAACGAAUACACGUUGGACUUGUGCAGGUUACUCAAGCAGCAACCCCUGUCGUUCUUUCACCAAUUUGUCACCGACAUGAGUUCGUACAUCCAGCGAUACGAGGCUGCCUUCAAGAUCGACUUCCUGGCCGUCCAGCUCGAUCAACUGCUGCCCUCCGGAUAUGAAGACCCAAAGAAGGUCAUCAAGGGGGAGGACAGUGGCAUCAUCAUCAACGCAGACGUCCUCGAGUUGUGCUACCUUGGUCACCAUGCUAAUACCAUCGACCCAGAAGACAACGCCAGGGUGGCGCUGAUUCUUGAGAGCCUGCUCCACACACUGCCAGCAGCGGAAAUUCAGGAAGCCGGAGACAGGCUCCGAAAAGCCGCGCUUAAGGGAAUCGAGGCAAGGAAGGCCAAGGCCAAGGGUACGAACCGGAGGAGCGCGACGACCCCGAGUCGUCGGGGCCGAGGGAAAAAGGGCCCCAGUCCGCGGGAUAUCUACGCCAAGGAGACGAUGGAUCUAGCAGGAGAGCGCAUGCUUCUCUACAUUGACAUCAUGGGCGCUCAUGAACCUGAAGGUGACGGAGACGAGGAUGAGAAUAUGGAUGAUUGA
This is a messenger RNA of Colletotrichum fioriniae, 1773 nucleotides long. RefSeq lists its product as uncharacterized. The record is from RefSeq and is a predicted model, not a curated record. Lineage: Eukaryota; Fungi; Ascomycota; Sordariomycetes; Glomerellales; Glomerellaceae.